AUGGAAGGAUUGUGCAUGGUGUUGCGAAGAAUGGCGUACCCUUGCCGCUACAGCGACCUUAUUCCCCGGUUUGGUAGGCCAGUUCCCGUCUUAAGCAUGAUCUGUAACCGCGUAAUUGAUUAUAUUUACGAUUCGCACGUACAUCGCCUCACUUCAUGGAAUCCCCAGCUGUUGGACCCUGCCUCUCUUCAGAUGUAUUGUGAUGCAAUUUCUAGGAAUGGUUCUCCUCUCGACAACUGCUUCGGGUUCAUUGAUGGCACGGCCAGACCAGUAUGCCGCCCUGGUGAGCAGCAGAGAGUGCUCUACAAUGGCCACAAGAGGGUGCACGCCCUAAAAUUUCAAUCGGUUGUCUUACCAUCGGGAAUGAUAGCCCAUAUGUAUGGCCCAGUAGGUAAGUUAAAUGAUAAAUUACAAACAGUUAAUAAACAACAAAAUAGUGCAUAGGUUCAGAUGUACGGUGCUACGAGGAGAGCAAUUCUUAAGGCUCGAGAUCAGAGAAAAUCAAGUUUGAAAUUGAUUCAAUACUUGCACUGCAAUAUGAUUGACUAAUUUGAAAAAAAAGCACCCAUCUCUUUAUUUUGUUCCUUUCUGUUGUUUCUACCGCAGAAGGUAGAAAGCAUGACGCGGGGAUGUUAGCAGACUCUGGUCUACUUGCAGACCUACAAAGGAAUACUUUCUCCUUAACUGGCCAGCCUCUUUGUCUGUAUGGCGACCCGGCUUACCCAUUAAGGAUACAUCUGCAGUGCCCUUUUAGAAAUGCAGUACUAACACCUCAAAUGCAGGAGUUUAAUGCUGCCAUGAGCGCUCUACGUAUAUCUGUUGAAUGGCUAAGUUUCUUGAUUUCAAAAAUAAUUUAA
Messenger RNA from Porites lobata, 857 nucleotides. NCBI's taxonomy places the organism in Eukaryota, Metazoa, Cnidaria, Anthozoa, Scleractinia, Poritidae. The record is from the annotation of a GenBank genome assembly.